This is a messenger RNA of Gekko japonicus, 2123 nucleotides long. Its product is annotated as transmembrane protein 68-like. NCBI's taxonomy places the organism in Eukaryota, Metazoa, Chordata, Lepidosauria, Squamata, Gekkonidae. The record is from RefSeq and is a predicted model, not a curated record. The coding region runs from base 220 to 1212 and encodes 330 amino acids. Gene Ontology annotation, molecular function: acyltransferase activity. The transcript has 7 exons. Gene Ontology annotation, cellular component: membrane.
GCCGCGGCUGCUCCAGCCCCGGGGGUGCCGGCGGCGAUUGGUUCCCCCCCUCCCCUGGUGGGGGCGGCCUCGGGACCGGCGUGGCAUCGACUGGCGGCCCCCGAGCCCGGCGGCGGCGCUCGCCUGCAACGCCGCCCUUCUGGAGGCGGCAGGAAUCCCUAAAAGGCAGAGCGGCUGCGCCGGCGCGCAGAGGCUCCCACCGUCUGGAACGGCGAGAGUAUGAUAGGCCGCAAUGAAUCCUGCGGCUCAGCUCAGAUACCGAUGUCUUACUUCACUUGCCUGCUGUACAUAUUGGAAGAAUGGACUGGCGUGCAGCACUUGGAGGAUUAUCUGAAUUAUGUGGCAUACCUUUUGUGGCUGUUUGCGCCUCUCGUUGUGUCUUUUAUACUUCCUGGACUUAUCCUACUCUUCCUCUACAUUAAUAUUAUCAUCCUUCAUAUUUAUAAGAGACGGACUGACUUAAAAGAGGCUUAUUCCAAUGAUUUCUGGGAUGGCGCACGGCAAGUGGUGGCAACUCUAUGGUAUGGGCACGCCAGGAUAUGGAACGGCUAUGAGCUGCACGGCAUCGAAAGAAUACCGGACGGCCCCGCACUCGUCGUCUUUUACCAUGGAGCGACUCCGAUUGACUUCUUCUAUUUCAUGGCCACCGUCCUGAUCAGGAAGAAGAGGAUCUGCCACAUCGUGGCCGACCACUUUGUCUUCUCGAUUCCAGGCUUUAAACUCUUGCUCGAUGUGUUCAGUGUGAAGCACGGAUCGCAGGAGGAGUGUGUGAAAGCACUAAGGAACGGCGACUUGCUGGCCAUCGCUCCGGGAGGCGUCCGAGAGGCCCUCUUCAGCAACGAAAACUACUCCAUCAUAUGGGGGAACCGUAAAGGAUUUGCUCAGGUGGCAAUCGAUGCCAAAGUGCCCAUCAUCCCGAUGUUCACACAAAAUGUUCGGGAAGGAAUCCGAUCCCUUGGUGGAAUAAAAUUCUUUAGGCUGAUGUAUGAAUAUCUCCGUUUGCCCCUCGUCCCGCUUUAUGGAAACUUCCCUGUCAAACUGCGCACCUUUCUCGGGGAGCCUAUUCCAUAUCAGCCCAAAGUAACUGCUGAGGAACUGGCGGAACAGGCAAAGAGCGGAGUCCAGUCUUUAAUAAACAAACAUCAGAAACUGCCGGGGAACGUUUUCAGAGCUCUAAUGGAACGAUUUGCGGUACAGAAAAAAGAAGACUAGUGCGAUCAGGAAAUGAUAAAUAGUUGUAAAGUAUUUUAAAAUAAUGUUUGUAACAUGAAUCUCAAAUGCAAUAUUUGAGAAGGUUCUUCCUGUACUGUUUUCUGCAGUUGUACAGUUUUACAGAGAAGCCGCCGUUCUCUACCCCCACAGAUGGUCACUCUUAAAUCCCGAGCUCAACCUUUAGAGACUGAUUUUUCUUAGAGUGCAAUUUUUUUUCCUCAUGCAGUAAGUUAUGUAAAGGCUUCAUCAGAAUGAGUGGAACACGUGCCAUUUCCACCUUGCCUUUACUCACUUGCAAGGCAAAUUAUUUCAGGGAUUAAAUUUAAUGAAAGUCGGGGAUAAACUGUUGCCUUACGAUCGGGGAGACCCGGGUUCAAAUCCUUGCUUGUGGUGAAACAGGAUGAUCUUGGGCCAGGCACUCUCUCAUCCUCACCUACCUCACAGGUUUGUUGUGAGGAUAAAAUAUAGAUGGGGAGAAUCAAGUAUGGCGUCCGGAACUCCUUAGAGGAAGGCAGAAAUAGGACAGAAAUGCACUAAAUAAAUACAUAAUUAUUUUAUUUAAAUGGAUAUUUCCCCAUUUCUAGUAUUAUCUGCUAUGAUAGGAAUGCUCCAUCUUGCUCAGGUGAAGUUAAGGCAGUACUCUUAAACGAAGCAUACCUCAAAAAGGCCCUGUCGUACACUAGAUUUUUACCAUGUCCGAGGAAAUUAUUUAAAGCGUGUCUACUAUCUGUCUUGUGUCAUUUGCGCUGGAAAUAUCGGGAAAUCUAUUCCAUUACAGUUGUUUUGAAAGCCAGUGCUUCAAGCGCACGUGAUCGGAACCUUCACGGUAUGCAUUGCGUGUAGCCGUGGGCUGUCUUGGUGCAUGCCUCCCCCUACCUUAGUGGGACCCCUGCCCCCCCCCCACACACACA